Sinocyclocheilus rhinocerous is the source of this 4156-nucleotide messenger RNA. RefSeq names its product glioma tumor suppressor candidate region gene 1 protein-like. Gene Ontology annotation, cellular component: SWI/SNF complex. The coding region runs from base 157 to 3735 and encodes 1192 amino acids. Gene Ontology annotation, biological process: positive regulation of DNA-templated transcription. NCBI's taxonomy places the organism in Eukaryota, Metazoa, Chordata, Actinopteri, Cypriniformes, Cyprinidae. The record is from RefSeq and is a predicted model, not a curated record. The transcript has 13 exons.
AGCAGCACAUGCACACGCGCUUUCCGUCUCUUCUACCUCCGUGUGUGUCACCCACCCUCGCGAGCCCGUCUCCCCCUCCUCCCUGAGCAUGUGGGUACGGAUGGAUGGCGCACAGGCCCGUCUGAAAGGACAAUAAAGCGCAAAGAAGCUGUUGAAAUGGAGGAUGAAGAUGGUACUUGUUUAUUUGAUAUUUUGUGUGACCCUCAAGCUCUGAAUGAUUUUCUUCAUGGGACAAAUGAGCUGCCAAGUGGAGACUUACUCAUUAAUUCAUCCUCUGGAGAGCAGUCACUCUUCACAGACACUCCAAGCCCUGCGUCUCUGUUAGCAGAUGAUGCUAGUUCUCAGGACACUCCUGUCUCUGGCUGUGUGGAUCUCUCCUUUCUGGAGGAGGCACUGCUGGCAUCACCGGGAUCCUCACUUGGAAGUGGAGCUCCAGAGGUGCAAGAAGAUCCCAAUGUCCAACUAGUGGAACAGCAGAAAGAGUCAGAAGAGAUCUGUGACUUUCUCCAGCAGAGUCUCCAGGAGGCUGACAUCACUCUCGCAUUAGAGGCAGGACUUGCCCAGCCAGUAGAAACUCUCCAGUUUGGUUUGUCUGGCACAUCCAUUCCUUUGCCUUCAACACCCUAUUUCUCCAAACCAUUGACCCUUCCUGGCUUAAGCUCUUUACCAAAGGACACCCAAACAGCAGUGGAGCCUCCUCAGCCAUCUUUGUUAGCUGUUGGCCCAGGCUGCCCCUCACUCAAACCUCCAGGAACACAGUUAAUAAGUCUACUUCCUGGGAAUGUCUUCCCCGCACCUCCACUCGAGGCAUCCUUUUCAAUUAAUUCAGCACAAAGCACCAGCAUGAUUAUCCAAAAGACCCUACCAACCCGCCAGAUGUUGGCCUCCACCGUUAGAACAAUUACCCCAUCAGGGGUCAUGUUACAAAAAAACCCUCUACCCAUUCAGCCUAAGUUACCAGUCAGCAUCCAGCCCAGGCUCGUGCAGAUCAGUUCCAGGCCAUCAGGACAGAAACCAUUGCCAGGAUUUGCCUUCAUCUCAACAAAUAUGUCACAGAGUGUCUUGUUACCCCCUUCUGUUGACUCAAAGCAGUCCUUACAAGCACAGUCCGCACCAGGUGUCAGCAAACCUGUUAGCUUGAAUCUGGUUGGUCAGGGAGGCCCCAUUGUCAUUCAGCCCCAGGAUCCUUUUCAGGGCCAGAGACAGUUCUUUCUGCCGAGCCAAACACCUGCAACUUUGUCCCAGUCUACCAGCAUCCCAAGGUGUAUUCUUAGUACACCAAGCAAUCAGGUGUCUAACAAACCCAAUGUUGACAAUUCUCAUAUUGUGACUGUACGGCCAAGGCAAAUCAACUUCAGCCCUAUUUUCACCUCCCCAACUGGACAGCUCACCCUAAAACAAGGGGCUCUUCUGUCAGGGUCCUUACCAAUUCGGUCAACACCUCCUACAGUCUUCCAGAUGCCAACACAGCUAGCAGGGACCUAUGCACCUCAAGUGCAGGGGCAGCAUGCGGUAGUUCAAAACACUGUUGGAAACCAGAUCACUUUGAUUAAUAAUGCCAAAAUGUUUAUUCCUGAUAUGACCACCAUACCAAUAGAAAGUGGUCAGUCUAUGAUACAAAGUCUGCCUUUGGUGCCUCAAGCCCAAAGUGCUCAAAUAAGUGGACCUGAGGCAAAGGCGUGUCUUACCCAGAAUUCAGUGCUUCUCUUGCCCGAGAGAACAACAGAAGAUCAACAGGAGAAAGUCAACAAACCGUUUCAAGAGAGCAGAUUGCUUCCUCCAGCUUCAGUGGAAGCACCUGUUGCAGAGAUUCACCCUCUGCCCUCUCCAGUAUCAACUCUACUACAGUCAUCAUCAGAUAUUAGUUUUACCCCUGAGACAGUGUUGUCAUUAUCCCCCCAGCUGAUUACCCAGACAGGAGAGCAACAUUUUACUGAAGGGGAGCAUAACUCAUUAAAUCAUAAUCAGGCUUUAGUGCAUCCUCCCCAACAGUAUCCACAAAAACCGUCAGCCAGCCAAGAUCUCUUAGCUGCAACUCUGCUUGUGCAAAUGGACAACCAUAUCUCUGCUGCUGUAGGUGAAGCUGAGGACUCGCUCACAUCAUUGACUGCAUCGGAGACUUUCUCUUCCUUGUGUGAGAGUGAAGAGAUUCUUAUGACAACAUGCCAUGGUUCAGAGCACACAGAUAUUCUAUUGCAGUCUCCUAUUGGCCAGUGCUCUGUAAAGACCCCAGACACAGACUCCAUGAAGGGCUCAACAACUCCAGUCUCAGAUGAGCAGAAUUCCUCUGUGUUAAUUGCUCCUGGUGCUGAUCCCAAGUGUCAUGGGGGGCCAGUAAUGAGUAAGAGCCCUUCCUCUUCCUUAGAGAAGUUGUUUAUGUAUCCGGAGCAAUUGGGCCAAAGUCAUGUGUUAACUGAGCUUAGCAGAACCUCAGAGUCAACAGACCAUGAGUACAAGCAGCAAUACGCUGAACAUGACACAGAGCUCACAGUCCUGAGGAACAAUGGGAUAAUCUCUUUGAAUCAGCGUGAGUUACAGGAGAAGGUACAUCUUGGGCCCAGGCUGCUUGCCCAGGACAAGGAGACCUACUCAACACUUCAGAAGAACCAGACUCCAACUGCAAGUGUGGAUCCAAAAGAGGAGAAGCUGAGACUAACAAAGAGGCAACACAGGUUCAAACAGCAGCUGUUUUUGGACCACAGUGCUGUUCUCAACCCAAACACUUUGGCCCCAUUUGUUUCGGUGGAGGAUGCUUUGAGACAUUUGUUGCCGUACCAUACUUGUGCUAGAGCUCUACCCAACCAGGUUGACUUUAUUUCAGUGGACAAGCAGUUUGAGUGCGUUUCAGUCGUUCUCUUGAAACGAAUCAAAGACAUGCUGAACAAGUACAGGAAACUUCUUCUGACUGAAUCCCAGCAGGAGAGCCCAUCAGCAGAGAUGGUGAUGCUAGAGCGUUUGUUUCUCCAGUCAGAGAGAGUCUCACUGGUGGAGGACAGACGCAAAACCAGAAGAGAUCCAGAGUCCUUCCUCAUGUCCCGUGCCAAGAACUCAUCUCAGCAGAGCCAAGUGCCAUCAGUCCAGACUGGCCUUGCCGGUUGUCCUCCAUCUCCACCAUCAUGGACCUUGCAAUCGGACAGACCUCCUGGCCUCAAGACAUAUCGCUCCAGCAGCAAAGGAGCAAUACGCCUCACUAUCAGACAAGAGUCAGGAUCCCGCAAAGUUAUCCACAACUCAUGUGAUGCCUCACAUGUGAUCUCUGGGUUUAAACGAAACUACAGCGGGCAGUUAACUAGAGGAGGAGCCAUGCAGGGGAAAGAUGAAUCUCUCAAGUCUCCUUUGUCAAUUGUUGCAGAGGACAAAAAUGAUCAGAGGCCAGAUCAGCUAAACAAGAUGAAAUUGCACCUUGACAUGGAGACAAUUAGGACAGGCAGUGAUUCGCAGAACCUCUCUGAUUCUGUGGCCACUCAAGACUAUGUAGCUCCAAGGGUGCAAGGCUUGCUUCCAGAACAGUGCACUCCAGUGCUUAAAAGGAACAAGCUGGCUGCUUCGGUAGCAGAGUAUCCCAGUUCGCCUGCAUUAGUGGAAGACGGGGAACUGAGUGAACAUCUGCAAAGUGCUUUAGACAGCAUCCUGGAGCUACAAAGGUUGCAGGGAUCUGUAGCAGGGAUUAAACCCAAGAUUCAACAGCCUCGUGCACUGGAUCAGGCCGUCAGCAGCAUGCUAGGACAACUAUAAGAUGGAAGAGCAAGAUGAUUAAAGGACAAGCCUGAAGAUUCAGGAUAUUUGGCUUUCACAUCCCACGAUCCACAUUCAGCAGUGACUCAUUUUUAUUCAUUCAUUUUCCAGAGGAAGAAAGUCCUAAUUAUUUAUUGUGUAAAUAGAGUAAAUAGAAUCUGGAAAGUUUCUUGAAUCUUUGAAACCUUUUUGUGGAGAUACAUUAUAGUCUUAUAGUCUUCUGUCAGUUUAAGACAACUUUAAAAACACAAGUGCAGUUUGGCUAUAUGUAUAUGCCAUUUUGAUGUGAAUGUGUCUAUAACAAGGUUAUUUCUCUUUUGAUGGGGACUUUGGUUUGCUUGACGUUGUUUGGUUGUUUUUAAUAGAUCUUUACCAAACUCCGGAGGAAGCAAACCAGAGUACAUUUGGAAACGGCAGCUUG